AUAGACCUCUUCAUAUGUUUCCUCAUAUUCCUCUCUUGCCUCUUCGAGCGCCUCCUCUUCGCUGCUAGACGCGUCCGAGUCCUGCGCGGCAAGUUGCGCCUGCUCGUACUCUUGACGAGCUUCUAGGACAUCCUCACGGUCGCUAGAAGACACAGAGCUUCCAUCUGCGGUCUCAUCUGGUGGCAGACCUACAGGAGGAGGAGCCGUGGCGCUACUAUCUGCUGCCGCCGCGUGUUUUUCAUCGUCAGAGUCGUCACCUUCGUUAGCCAUGUUAGCAAAUUUCAAAUCAACAAAUCGAGUAGGUAUAGGAAGGAAUAAGCUGGGAUAUUUGAUGACCGACCGAGUGCAUGUCCAAUAAGCGCACCACCAACAGCUCCAACAGCAAGACCACCUGCUGCGCCCAUCAUCAUCUUCUUCUUGUCAUCCUUGUCCGAGUUGGGGUCUUUCGCCUGUCCCUGUGGAUAGUAGCCUGCUCCCGCCGGCGGGGCCAUUCCAGGGUUCUGUCCGCCAUAGUACGGAUCGGGUUGUGGAUAAGCCCCUGUCGCUCCCCCGUAGUGAGGUACCUGGGGAGGCGGGUACUGGCCGUAGGGGGCGUUGUUAGAGGGCGGCUCCCACCGAGAAAUGCCGGUAGCCUGUUCGAUAUAGUACCAGCGCUGGCUGGUUUGGUCGAACUGGGCCACCCAACCGGGAGGCAGAGGCGGGCCUGCUUGUGGGUUCAUCGGCUGCUGAGGAGGAGCAUAUUGGCCGGGCGCUGGGUAAGGUUGGCCAUAAGGCUGAGGAGCAUAGUUUGGGUCGUAGGCAGCUUCAGCCACAGACGAUCGAUCCAUGCUGGCCCUCGGCUUCCUUCUCCUUGUGCUUUUCUUUGUCCUUGUCGUCGCCUGUGAGCGAGGCCUUGAGAUCCUUGAAGUCCUUGGCAAGGUCCUUGAGGAACGACAUGUUGGGCGUGGGGAUGAGAGGGAGAACUUUGAGGAGAGUCACUUU
This is a messenger RNA of Aspergillus versicolor CBS 583.65, 981 nucleotides long. RefSeq lists its product as uncharacterized. The transcript is spliced from 2 exons. The record is from RefSeq and is a predicted model, not a curated record. The coding region runs from base 348 to 884 and encodes 178 amino acids. NCBI's taxonomy places the organism in Eukaryota, Fungi, Ascomycota, Eurotiomycetes, Eurotiales, Aspergillaceae.